This is a messenger RNA of Micromonas commoda, 954 nucleotides long. RefSeq lists its product as hypothetical. The transcript has a single exon. Bases 1 to 954 code for a protein of 317 amino acids. Lineage: Eukaryota; Viridiplantae; Chlorophyta; Mamiellophyceae; Mamiellales; Mamiellaceae. The record is from RefSeq and is a predicted model, not a curated record.
AUGGCUGAGCAGGUUCCGCCGCGGAUGGACAUCGCGCCUCGGGACGCGCCCGCGCGUAGAUCCGGCGGCAUCGUGUCCUCGCUUCGGCGAUGGAACCCGACUAAGACCCCCAAGACGACCGUCACGCUCGCGCUGUAUCUCUUCGGCCUCUUCGUCGCGUUCGUGGCGAGGCCCCCGGUGACGAUCACGGACCAGAUGCAGACGCGGUACUUCGAGAUGAUGGACGCCGCGGACGCGAUGGACGCCGCGCCUCGGGCGGAGGCUGAGCGGCUCCUCGCGGACGCGUCCAUGGCUCGGUACCGCGCGGAGACCUGGGGUUGGCGCUUCAACUCCGAGCGCAAAGCGAAGGUCUACGAGCUUCGAUCGUUGGAGAAGGAGAGAUUCAAGCAGGCGGAGGUGUACAGGAAACGCCGCGACGCCGCGGUGAAGGAGGCGAAGGGCGAGCUCGGGCUCUGGUCGCAGCUCGGCAUCGACGAGGCCAAGGCCCUGUUCCGCAAGGCGUACGAACGCGGCAAGCUUUUCGCGACUCGCUCCAGUUACUACGACACGUUCUGGCUCAUCGUAGCCGGGCGCAGCGACGACAGCAUGGUGGAGCUGCUCAUCCGCUGGGGGUUCACGGUGCUCUCCAACUUCACCGUGGGGAUGUUCAGCGCGGUGAUCAACUUCGCGUUCGCGCUUCCGUCGAUGAUCGCCACCUUCGCGUCCACCGGCUGGGUCUCGGCGUUGGCGUUUUUCCUCGUCGCCGUGGUGGCCGCGAGCUCGGUGGCGGCGAGCCUGCUGCUGCUCCUCUUUGGCACAGCCGGCGGGGUUGUGUACGGCGCGGUGGCGGCGGGACCGGCGCUGGCGAGGCUGGAGGCGAGCGGGCGGGAGCGCGAGCGGAUUAGGAUGAUAGCGCAGCAGAGGCGGCGGGGGAUGUCCGGCGCGGCGGCGCACCAUCGGGAGCACGCGGAUUGA